ACAACAAAUCAAUUUGCCCAGAGAAAAAAAAUAAUUCUCAAAUCGUAACUUUUGUAAAUAUUAUAUUUUAUUUUUCUUUAGAAUAAAAACAACCCCCUGCUUGGCAGCGGGGCAAAGAGGGGAACGAGAAAUUUAAAACCUUGAAAGAAAGAAAAAAAAAAAAAAAAAAAAACAUAAUCUUAAAAUUCAACCGUAACUGACGAAAUAGCAGAGCACAGCAGAGUGAAAAUUUCUUUGUUUAGUUUCUUCUGGUAAAUCAACGUGUGUAGGUCAACACGUUAUGUUAAAAAAAAAAUAAUAAAAAUUUGUUUAAGAAGAAAAAACAAAUAGAAAAAUAACUGUAAAUAAAUAAUUAUAACCAAAUUUUAUUUGAGAUUGAUAGUAGUUAUUUGAAAUAAAUAAUAUGGAAGACAAGAAAUACAUAACUCAGUUAUAUGCAUCAACACCACGUCCAACAAUUAAACGGACACUUGUUAAGAUUUUUAAAGAAUAUUGUUAUUAUCAAACUGGUCCACCAUGUCGUGAUGAUGGUUCAAUAUUUUAUGUGUGCAAAGAGAAAACAACGGAAAAUAUAAAAUGCCAAGGACGUGGUUAUCUUCAUAAUAAUGUAUUUUAUGAAAUUAUUGGACACAAUCAUCCAAUUAAUGAAAAUGAUAAUUUGAGACGUUUAUUUAAAGAUGAAAUGUUUGAAGUUUGUUUGAUGUUUCCAAAUAGAUCUGAACGACUUUUAUACAACGAAAUUAUUGAAGAGUAA
Aphidius gifuensis is the source of this 754-nucleotide messenger RNA. RefSeq lists its product as uncharacterized. NCBI's taxonomy places the organism in Eukaryota, Metazoa, Arthropoda, Insecta, Hymenoptera, Braconidae. The coding region runs from base 404 to 754 and encodes 116 amino acids. The transcript has 2 exons. The record is from RefSeq and is a predicted model, not a curated record.